AUGCUUCCGGAAAGGCAAUGCUGUGCGCAGCUAUGCCCGGUGCAGACGACGACGAUGCCGCCGAAGACCGAGUGCCUGCAGGACCGCAAGUGGUGGUGCUUCCUGCUGUCCAGCGUGUUCACGUUUCUCGCCGGGCUGCUGAUCGUGCUACUAUGGCGGUUCUUCGCGUUCCUGUUCACGCGCAAGCAGCCCGCCGAGCUCGCGGCGCCCGGUUGCCCGAACAGCGAGCCCAAGAAGGAGCCGAAGCGGCAGGGCAAACAGGAGUUCGAGGGAACGUUCAUGACAGAGGCCAAAGACUGGGCGGGCGAACUGAUAUCCGGACAGACCACUACCGGGCGGAUAUUGGUGGUGCUUGUGUUCAUUUUAAGUAUAGCAUCUCUAAUUAUAUAUUUUAUCGACGCCUCCAACGAGGAGGUUGAACGAUGCCAAAAGUGGAGUCACAAUGUUACUCAACAAGUAGAUUUAGCUUUCAAUAUUUUUUUUAUGGUUUACUAUUUUAUAAGAUUUAUAGCCGCCAGUGAUAAGUUAUGGUUUAUGUUAGAAAUGUACUCGUUUGUAGACUACUUCACGAUUCCACCGUCGUUUCUUUCGAUAUACUUGGGUCGAACUUGGAUCGGUCUAAGGUUCCUCCGAGCUCUGCGCCUAAUGACAGUGCCUGAUAUUUUGCAAUAUUUAAACAUUCUAAAAACGUCGAGUUCAAUUCGACUUGCUCAACUCGUGUCUAUUUUUAUAUCCGUGUGGUUGACCGCCGCCGGAAUCAUCCAUCUCCUGGAAAACUCGGGAGAUCCAUUUGAGUUCCAAAACCAGCAACGGUUAUCAUACUGGACUUGUGUGUACUUUUUGAUUGUCACCAUGUCCACGGUCGGAUACGGAGAUGUGUUUUGCCAGACUAUUUUGGGCAGAACUUUUCUAGUAUUUUUCCUACUCGUCGGCCUCGCGAUUUUUGCGAGUUGUAUACCCGAGAUAAUUGACCUGAUCGGAACUAGACCAAAAUACGGAGGAACCCUGAAGAAUGAACGUGGAAGGAGGCACAUCGUCGUUUGCGGACACAUUACCUACGAGUCAGUGUCGCAUUUUUUGAAAGAUUUUUUACACGAAGACAGAGAGGACGUAGACGUGGAAGUGGUAUUCUUACACAGGAAGCCACCUGACCUGGAACUGGAAGGACUUUUCAAGCGACAUUUUACCACUGUCGAGUUCUUCCAAGGUUCUAUAAUGAACCCUAUUGAUUUGCAAAGGGUAAAGGUCCACGAGGCUGAUGCCUGUCUGGUGUUGGCGAACAAGUACUGCCAAGACCCGGACGCCGAAGACGCUGCGAACAUAAUGAGGGUCAUUUCUAUCAAAAAUUACUCGGACGACAUAAGGGUCAUUAUACAACUCAUGCAGUAUCAUAACAAAGCGUAUUUACUGAACAUUCCGUCGUGGGACUGGAAACAAGGAGACGACGUGAUCUGCUUAGCGGAGUUGAAACUUGGUUUCAUUGCGCAGAGUUGUCUAGCACCAGGCUUUUCCACAAUGAUGGCGAAUCUGUUCGCCAUGAGGUCGUUCAAAACGUCUCCGGAUACGCAAGCGUGGCAGAACGACUAUCUGCAGGGCACCGGCUGCGAGAUGUAUACGGAGACCCUGUCCCCGUCAUUCACCGGCAUGACGUUUCCGCAGGCCAGCGAGUUGUGCUUCACUAAGCUGAAACUUCUGCUGUUGGCCAUAGAAAUAAAAGGCGAGGACGGACGGGACAGCAAGAUAUCAAUAAACCCCAGAGGUUCCAAGAUACAGGCGAGCACCCAGGGGUUCUUCAUCGCUCAGUCAGCCGACGAAGUCAAAAGGGCUUGGUAUUACUGUAAGGCAUGUCACGAAGAAAUUAGAGACGAAACGCUGAUCAAGAAGUGCAAGUGCAAAAACUUGGCGACAUUCCGGAAAGGCGUUCGCGCUAUACAAAUGGUCGGACGGGCAAGUGACGUCGGGAAGGAAAAGGAAAUAACACUGUUGGGCAACAAAAAUACGCCAACGGCAAUGCCUAAUUCGAUAAUGUCGGCGGCGAAACAGGUGAACAAAGUGAAGCCAAUCAACCGUCCGACGGACAAAGGGUCGCCCAACCAAAACUACAACCGAGCUCAACAAGAAGAAGGAAGCUACGCCGGAUAUCAACUCGCAUACGAAGUUAAAAAAUUAUUACCGACGACUAGAGGAGGAUCGGCCGGCACAAACAUAAACAGCAACGGUAUUCAAAUCGGUAUCGCCGACGACCAGGCGAAAGACUUUGAUUUCGAAAAGACUGAAAUGAAGUACGACUCCACCGGCAUGUUCCAUUGGAGUUCGGCAAAAAGCCUCGAAGAAUGCAUCCUGGACAGGAACCAAGCCGCAAUGACCGUAUUGAACGGCCACGUCGUGGUGUGCCUGUUCGCCGAUCCGGACUCGCCGUUGAUCGGUUUAAGGAAUUUAGUUAUGCCUCUGCGGGCGUCAAAUUUCCAUUAUCACGAGCUCAAGCACGUGGUGAUCGUCGGCGCCGUGGACUAUAUCCGCCGAGAGUGGAAGAUGUUACAGAAUUUACCGAAGAUUUCGGUGCUCAACGGAUCGCCACUGAGUCGAGCCGAUUUGCGAGCGGUCAAUGUAAAUCUGUGCGAUAUGUGUGUGAUAUUGUCGGCAAAGUUCCUAGCAAUGACGACCCCACGUUGGCCGACAAGAGGCCAAUUUUAG
Molecule: messenger RNA, 2694 nt
Organism: Macrosiphum euphorbiae (potato aphid)
Lineage: Eukaryota; Metazoa; Arthropoda; Insecta; Hemiptera; Aphididae
Source: the annotation of a GenBank genome assembly